AUGAAAGAAUAUAAGCUUGAAAGUAAUGAAUGGUUGUGUGAACUGUAUAACAUUCGGGAGUCAUGGAUUCCAGCCUAUUAUGCUGAUGAUCCAUUGGCUGGUUUAUUGCGUACUACAUCAAUAUCAGAGAGUGAGAACAGUUUUUUUGACAAAUUCAACCGUAGAUCUGACACAUUGACAGAAUUUUAUCUCCGAUACGAGAGUGCUAUGGAGAAGCAAAGGCAUACAAACGCAAGAUUAAACUAUGAAGGAACAAAGUCGAUGCCAAGAAUGGACACGCCAUUGUUAUUGGAGAGGGAUGCAGCAGAGUUGUACACUCGAACAAUGUUUUAUGAGGUACAGAAAGAGAUAAUGUCAUCCUGUUAUGAUAUGAGUAUCAACAGUAUAUCAGAAGAAGAUGGCGUGAAGAUUUUUUCCAUAAAGGACAAAAAGAGACAUGGAAAAAUAUUUGAGGUGAAACACGCUUACUUGAACAAUGACGUGCAAUGUACGUGUAGGCUGUUUGAGAAAAUAGGUAUAGUAUGUAGACAUGGUUUUUUUGCACUGAACCAAGCUGAUGUAACAAAAAUACCAAGACAUCUUGUUGUGAACCGAUGGACAAAAGGUGCUGAGAUGAGGCAUUCAUUGCAGUUCAAGGAAAUAUCAGAACAAUGUAAUGCAAUUGAAGUGAUUGAUGCGCACGAAUUGGUUAACAUGCACGAGUUGAAUGAUGCGUGCGUGUUAACUGACUAUUGGGCGCGUUUGUACGCUUUGAGUUGA
Asparagus officinalis (garden asparagus) is the source of this 759-nucleotide messenger RNA. RefSeq names its product protein FAR1-RELATED SEQUENCE 9-like. The coding region runs from base 1 to 759 and encodes 252 amino acids. Gene Ontology annotation, biological process: regulation of DNA-templated transcription. The transcript is spliced from 2 exons. The record is from RefSeq and is a predicted model, not a curated record. Gene Ontology annotation, molecular function: zinc ion binding. Lineage: Eukaryota; Viridiplantae; Streptophyta; Magnoliopsida; Asparagales; Asparagaceae.